Messenger RNA from Pseudo-nitzschia multistriata, 3965 nucleotides. The record is from the annotation of a GenBank genome assembly. NCBI's taxonomy places the organism in Eukaryota, Bacillariophyta, Bacillariophyceae, Bacillariales, Bacillariaceae.
AUUGAAGAWUAUCGAUGAUUUGCCCAUAGAUCCCUARAGAGAUCGCAACGAGUACCGGACGUGCUAUUGCUAUUGCYAUUGCCAUUGCUGUUGCUAUCUUCGGCAUUGUUAUCAUUGUUUCGUAUACAAGCUGCCGCAUUGCGAGGGUUGUUAAAGCCARAUGGCAUUUUCCGACGACGACGAGCGAAAAGGYAAUCCCGGACUCAAYAGUGCAUUUUCUUUGAAUCUAUCUAAGUACAACAACAAAAGCAACAACAAGAAUGCCCGGCCGACCCAGAACGGAUCGAAAAAGCGAUCCCGAAACGGUCCACUUUCCAGCCUUUCGGCAAACACUCGGUUGAAACGACGGGUGCGGCGGGUGCCCAGAAUCCCAAUCCCAUCYUUCAAAAUGACACCGAGCAGUCAAAGCACAGCUGGGAAUGAUCCUUUAGACAAAACGGCGACCAUUAUGGAUAAACUGAGUCGAUUGGAACGCGCAUUUUUUGACGAGGACGAGGACGAGGACGAAAUCGGCAGCAACAGCGACAGGGACGAAACAAAAAAUGAGGGUGGCAACGAACACAAGAAAAAGCUAUUCAAAACAAAASCCGUCAAGAAGAACAGCAGSAYCCACAAAAACAAUCAAAAGAAGUUAUCGAUGGUAGYGGAACAAUGCGGUUCAAAUACAGACGAAACCGAAUCCGAGAACAGCGAUUUCGAAGAAGAAUUGAUCCAUUCGAAGCCAGAUCCGCAGCRAACCACCCUAAACAUCUCCCAARGAAACAGAUCGCAAGAAKCACAARCUAAAGAAGCAGCAGAAAAAACUACGACAACUGAGGGCACUAUCAGAGCCCUAACAACGSGAAGCGUCGAUGAGAAGGAGAAAUCCAAUGAUUUGGCAUCCUUGCCAUCGUCAACGAGAACUAAGGAAGCAGMARAAACAACUACUAYAWUUGUGGGCAACAUCAGAGUUCCGGAAGUAGGAAGUGUUUACGAAAAGGAGGAAUCCAAUGAUAACCUGCUUUCGUUGUCAUCGUCGUUGGCUGGCAGUGAAAACCGCGAACGGAGAGUUUUGGGGAGCAAAAAGUGUCAGCCGGGCAGUGAACCACAAGCAGAAGAUCACGACGGUUCGAAUGAUUUCGAUUUUGGGGACGGCGGUUGCGAUAUUGACGRCAUCCCGCGUGAUAACGAUUAUUCAGAAGAACCUUGCAUGUAUGCUCCUGGCAACGAGAACGGCGAAUCGGCAUCGCCUUCAAAGCCAACAACUUGCCGGCCGCAACAAGCGCUGGCMCGACGGAAAGCAAUAUUGCUGGAGCGUGAAAUCGAUCGACUCUUUCUCCGGACCGACACCAAUACGAUCACCAUGAAAAUAUUUUGCAAAACACUCGGGCAGCGGAUGGACGAGCCACUGGACAAGGCGACCAAGAAAAAAGUCAAGGCGCGGGUCCUGUCUCUUCUCAAGGGCGAAAUCAUGGCGUUGGAACAUGACGAAACCACAAGCAAGGAMCACCACGAUAGCACGACAGCCGAAAAUACCGCCGAGGGGAAAGCGAACGAAGUAGAUUCGAAUGUCGAUGCAGCAAACGAUGAUGACAGAAAAUCAAACGCGGGACAGGGAGUUAACGAUACAUUAACGAUUGGUGAAUCCUCAAUGACGGACACACAUGCUGCUGUGGAAAGRGAAGCCAUUGUGGGGAGGUUUUGUGAUGAACGAUUGAAUGCCAUAGAAAACAAUGAAACACUUCAGAAGGAAAACGAGCAAGACAAKGCGWCGAGGACUAAUCUGCUUCCUUCGAUGGACGCUCAGCUUGUUGCGGAAGCGAAAGGCGAGGUCAUAGUUGUGAACGAGGAAUCUUUCUCUUCCGACACGCUGCAAAACAAAGCAGAAAGGGGAAARGGGGCAAGCGAAUGGAAACAAGUCGCUGCCUGCUUGGAUGUGCCCCAUGUUGUGGCAACAGAAGUCCAGUCCGUCGUGGAAACGAGAGGCGAGGUGACAAUGGAAAYUAGCAGCAACGGCAAGCGUUCCUCUGAACUCUUACCAGAGSAACCGAAGGAAACACCGGGGCAUACAUCGAAACAGCAUGCUGCUCGAAAUCACGAGAACGCAGGAGUUCAAAUACCAAACGAUAAUGCAACGAUUCCGACUGCACCAAGUCCAAAGAAAGCUAAACCAGCAUCAAAGAAAAAGAAGCCAAGUGCUGCGACUACCAAACAAAGGAGAUCGAAAUCGAAGACCAAACCAAAUGAUAAUAGCAAUGAAAUCAGCACAAACAAUGACAUGCCCGCAAACGGAGGAACGACUGGUGCUAACGCAGUAAAACAGAUCCGGCCUCGCAAAAGAACCCGUAAGACACAAGCCUGUGCUCUUUGCAAAACCUGCCCAUGCCAAAGAACAAACACCAGUACCAACGAUCACUGCAACCUUGCAACCCUAGAAAUCAAAGACUUUUCUCGGUCCGACGGGGCCAUCGAAAAGACCUUGGCACGCAGGCUUCAAAAGCUUGAGCAGUCGACCGAACGCCUCGAGGAACAAACGGAAUUUGUCCGACGAAGGCUCAAAAAACACCGCCGGGAAGCCUGGAAGCGAACUAAACCGCGAAGAGGUGCYGACGCAAACAAUGAGAGGGGAAAAGGUGGGAAGGUAAUGGGAAUUGGAACGGACGAUUCCUAUUUCCUGCCAGACGCCGAGGUCUUCGAACAACAGCAAACCGAAAGCAAGGGGUUAUCGAGAAACGUCGUGGAAAAGGCCCAGACGAGGGUCUUUCCAAGCGUCCCGAGUAAGCGUACACAAUCAUUAGAAAAAAGCAGCAUCAGCAGCUAUACUCGUUUACUAUAUUGCAAUAUCAAGAAUGAAAAAAGAAUCUAACUCCACGGGUUGACUCUUCUUGCUUUUCGUGCAUUUUGAUGCAUCUUAUUCUGCACAAUUGCCUUUUUUCUUUUCAUUUCAAGCAUACCAACCCACCUUAUUUGAAGUGAUGGGURUUUCAAGGGACAAAGAAAAAACAAAACAAAAUAAUGAUGUUAAUGUCAUCGAUGACAAAGAGAAURAUUCCAAGGAAAACAUUGAAAUUUCAACAAACGAAACAAGCUUUCUCUGUCUUGAGGAAAAUAAUUCUAAUGAAGAGGUGCCAACCGAGUACGUACCUGAGCGAGAUUGCAGUAACAGAAUUCACAGGUUGGAGUGGGACAAUGGGGCUAGUAACGAUGAAAAUGAAGGCAUGGGGGCGACACCUGGUUCUAUCUUUGACACGAUCCUUGUUAUGACACAGGACCAGCGAUGUGAAACAAACAAUAAAAAAAGGAUGGAAGACAACUCGCGAUCCAUACCGCUUUGGGAUGAUCUUUUCGAGUCGUCACAUAACAGAGAUCUUGAAACGGUAGCAAACGACGAUGCUGGAUUGGACGACUUGCUUGGCCUUUUCCGGGACGAAGAAACAUAUGCCGCAAAAGAUAUUUYACGUAAUGUCGUAAGCAGCGCCGAGGGGGAAAGCCGUGCCAAUCCAUCAUUACUAUCCCAGGGUGCACAGGCGGUCGCGGAAGAGGUUCUUUCCACUUAUUCGUCGCAAGAGAAAAAAAGKAUAGAGAUGCUGGAACUUUCGUGUCCAAACUGGAAAGAGAACGUUUAUUUCGCACUAAUGCAAAAAAGUUCUGAGGAUAUUCUAGACGCCUUGAAGAACGUACGAGAGUCAAGRRUGCGCAUGCAAGCGCAGAGAAAACGAAUCUUGGAUGCCUGGGAAUCCAAGAACGCUGCRCUACAAUUAUUUGAAACCGCCUUGAAACGAUCCGCAGCCCGAUUGAAGCAGGACGACAAGUCUUCGACGGUAGCAUCACACGACGAAAGUAGGCACACUGUCGCURAUUUGAGUCAGUCUGAUUGUGAAGCCCCUAUGGACAAUAAUAGUUGUCCAGCACUAUCAAAAGGAGGCGAUUAUUGAUUAACUAAUUUAGUCAAUGGGACAGGUUUAGAAUAAGAUGAUUACAAUAUA